This is a messenger RNA of Trypanosoma conorhini, 1107 nucleotides long. Its product is annotated as putative GTP-binding protein. The record is from RefSeq and is a predicted model, not a curated record. Gene Ontology annotation, cellular component: cytoplasm. The transcript has a single exon. Bases 1 to 1107 code for a protein of 368 amino acids. Gene Ontology annotation, molecular function: ATP hydrolysis activity; ATP binding; GTP binding. NCBI's taxonomy places the organism in Eukaryota, Euglenozoa, Kinetoplastea, Trypanosomatida, Trypanosomatidae.
AUGCUGCGUCGAAGCCCACUCCUCCUGCGGCGCCGCGGCGCCGGCAUCAUCGGCCUCCCAAAUGUUGGGAAGUCGACGCUCUUUAACGCCCUCACUUGCAGUCAACAGGCGAAAACGGGCAAUUUUCCCUUCUGCACCAUCGACGCAAACCCUUCAAAGGUGCCGGUCGUGGACGAUCGACUCCGCAGGCUGGCCGCCUUCACCGGGGCGCAGAAGAUCGUUGACGUGGAGAUUGACCUCGCGGACGUCGCGGGCCUGAUUGCAGGCGCCUCCAAAGGGGCCGGCCUCGGCAACAAGUUUCUUGCCGACAUUCGCCCAUGCACAAUCCUGCUGCACAUGGUGCGCUGCUUUGAGAGCGCCAAGGACGGCUUCGACACCCCAACACCGCUGGAGGACAUAGUCACCAUCGUGAAUGAGCUGGUGCUCGCCGACCUGGAGGCGAUGGAGAAGUCGCUGCAUAAAUCCAGUAAAACGCGGAAGGCGGGGGAUGCGGCGCUGGUAUUCUGCCAAAGUGUUGUGUCUUGGCUGCAGGACGGAAAGCCUGUCUCAGAAAUGCGGCUCAAGACGGAGGAGGAGCGGCAGUGGCUGCAGCAGUAUCAGCUGCUCUCUGCGAAGCCGAUGCUGUUCGUGCUAAACAUGGACGAGGCGAGCGUCGUGGCGGGAAACAGAUUUGCUGCAGCAGUCGAAGAAAAAUUUGGUCCGGAGCGAACGUGUCGGGUGUCCGCCUCUUUAGAAGAACAAACCUCGCAGCUGGACUCGCGGGAGGAGCGACUUAUGUUUUUGCAAGAGUAUGGCGUGGAUUUGCCGCGGGGGGAGGUGCUGCUGCGUCAUGCCUACCGCCUGCUGCGGCUGCAGUCCUUCUUUACGGUGGGCCCGCUCAUGGCGCACGGCUGGACCACCAAAGCGGGCGCAACGGCAAAGGAGGCGAGCGGGGAGAUCCACUCGGACAUGGAAAAGUACUUUCGGCGCGCCAAAGUGAUGCCGUACGAAGAAUUCUUGUCCAAGCCGAACCUUGCGGCGGCGGAGAUGCAGAUGACGUUUGUGGACGCCAACCAUGUCAUGCGAGACGGCGAUGUCAUGAUUGUUGAGCACAAUGCCCCAUCUUAG